Carassius carassius (crucian carp) is the source of this 1119-nucleotide messenger RNA. Its product is annotated as keratin-associated protein 4-6-like. Lineage: Eukaryota; Metazoa; Chordata; Actinopteri; Cypriniformes; Cyprinidae. The annotation marks the transcript as partial. The record is from RefSeq and is a predicted model, not a curated record. The transcript has a single exon.
GCUCGUCUCCCCUGCGCUCGUCUCACCUGCUGCGCUCCUCUCACCUGCUGCGCUCCUCUCACCUGCUGCGCUCCUCUCACCUGCUGCGCUCCUCUCCCCUGCGCUCCUCUCCCCUGCGCUCCUCUCACCUGCGCUCCUCUCACCUGCGCUCCUCUCACCUGCGCUCGUCUCCCCUGCGCUCCUCUCACCUGCGCUCCUCUCACCUGCGCUCCUCUCACCUGCGCUCGUCUCCCCUGCGCUCCUCUCCCCUGCGCUCCUCUCACCUGCGCUCCUCUCACCUGCGCUCCUCUCACCUGCUGCGCUCCUCUCACCUGCUGCGCUCCUCUCACCUGCUGCGCUCCUCUCACCUGCUGCGCUCCUCUCCCCUGCGCUCCUCUCACCUGCGCUCCUCUCACCUGCGCUCCUCUCACCUGCGCUCCUCUCCCCUGCGCUCCUCUCCCCUGCGCUCCUCUCACCUGCGCUCCUCUCACCUGCGCUCCUCUCACCUGCGCUCGUCUCCCCUGCGCUCCUCUCCCCUGCGCUCCUCUCACCUGCGCUCCUCUCACCUGCGCUCCUCUCACCUGCGCUCCUCUCACCUGCGCUCCUCUCACCUGCGCUCGUCUCCCCUGCGCUCCUCUCCCCUGCGCUCCUCUCCCCUGCGCUCCUCUCACCUGCGCUCCUCUCCCCUGUGCUCGUCUCACCUGGGCUCGUCUCCCCUGUGCUCCGCUCACCUGUGCUCCUCUCACCUGCGCUCGUCUCACCUGCGCUCGUCUCACCUGCGCUCGUCUCACCUGCGCUCGUCUCACCUGGGCUCGUCUCCCCUGGGCUCGUCUCCCCUGGGCUCGUCUCCCCUGGGCUCGUCUCCCCUGUGCUCCGCUCACCUGUGCUCGUCUCACCUGGGCUCGUCUCACCUGUGCUCGUCUCACCUGUGCUCGUCUCACCUGUGCUCGUCUCACCUGCGCUCGUCUCACCUGCGCUCGUCUCACCUGUGCUCGUCUCACCUGGGCUCGUCUCCCCUGGGCUCGUCUCCCCUGUGCUCCGCUCACCUGUGCUCCUCUCACCUGGGCUCGUCUCACCUGGGCUCGUCUCACCUGGGCUCGUCUCACCUGUGCUCUGCUCACCUGUGCUCCUCUCACCUGA